Molecule: messenger RNA, 1251 nt
Organism: Manihot esculenta (cassava)
Lineage: Eukaryota; Viridiplantae; Streptophyta; Magnoliopsida; Malpighiales; Euphorbiaceae
Product: MATH domain and coiled-coil domain-containing protein At3g58270
Exons: 6
Coding region: 46-1089 (347 amino acids)
Molecular function (GO): protein binding
Source: RefSeq, a predicted model, not a curated record
CAGAAUUAUUAAUCCAAACAAAGGUUCGGACACCGCAUCCUCGACAUGGAAAGUAAAGGGAGAAAGAAAGUAAGAGCAGCCAUGGAAGAAGCGAUCGCAGGACUUAGUGCCAAAGAAGAAGUAAAAGCAGUCAUGGAAGAAGAGAUCAGUGAAAUUGCUGUCAAAGAACAAACAGAAAUAAUAACGGAACUAAGGGAUCUUCCACCAGCACACUACAUAUUCAAGAUUGAAAACUUUUCUCACCUUUCUGCUGCUAAGGUAGAAAGCUAUGAUUCCAGUGAUUUUGAAGUUGGCGGAUACAAAUGGAGGUUGUCUCUUUACCCUAAAGGAAACAAGAAAGUGAAUGAGAACGAACAUGUUUCUCUGUAUUUAGUACUAUCCUCAUCAAAUACACUCCCUUUGCAUCGAGAGGUUAAUGUGUACUUCAAGUUGUUUGUUUAUAAUCAAAUUCUGGAUAAGUAUUUGGUUGUUCAAGAUGCUAAGGAGAAGAUAAGGCGUUUUCGUGGAGCGAAAACAGAAUGGGGUUUUGACAAAUUAGUUUCUCUCAAUGCUUUUAAUGAUGCUUCAAAUGGAUACCUUGUUGAUGAUUGUUGCGUAUUUGGUGCUGAGAUUUUUGUUAUAGAACGUACUGGUAAAGGUGAGUGUGUAUCUAUGGUGAAGGAGCUUGCUAAUAGCACUACCUAUACUUGGAAAAUUCAAAAAUUUUCAGAUUUGAACCAAGAAUGCUAUACGUCUCAGGUGUUUGUUAUUGGGGGAUACAAAUGGAUUUUGUUGCUUUAUCCCAAUGGAAAUUCAAAUGAGAAAGGCAAAAGCUUGUCCAUGUAUUUACAGUUGGAAGGUUCAGAAACUGUUGACUCUGGCAAAAAACUCCAUACCGAAUACAUCCUGCGUGUGAUUGAUCAACUCUCUGGAGUUCAUCAUGAGCAAAAAGGUAAUCAUAAAUUCUGCAGUUCUGCCAAACGAAUGGGUUUCGCAAAGCUUAUACCUCUCCAGCAUCUCAAUGAUUCAUCAAAGGGAUUCAUGCUUGGUAAUACUGUGAUUGUUGAAGUCCAAAUUCCUUUGAUGACAGUGGUCAAGGAGUUCUCUUAAAGUUAUAAUUGUACCAGCUCUUUAUGUUCUGGACUAUGGAAAAGAAAAACUGCAAAUUAUGUAAAUUGGGGAAGACAUAAAAUUAGCUGCAAAUGUUUCCGAAAUGAUCAUGUUGUCUGCUCGUUGAAUUUCAAGCUCUUAAUACUAUGAUGUUUUCUGCAA